Molecule: messenger RNA, 3063 nt
Organism: Ascoidea rubescens DSM 1968
Lineage: Eukaryota; Fungi; Ascomycota; Saccharomycetes; Ascoideales; Ascoideaceae
Gene: VMA1
Product: H(+)-transporting V1 sector ATPase subunit A
Exons: 2
Coding region: 1-3063 (1020 amino acids)
Biological process (GO): intein-mediated protein splicing; proton transmembrane transport; ATP metabolic process
Cellular component (GO): fungal-type vacuole membrane
Molecular function (GO): DNA binding; ATP binding; endonuclease activity
Source: RefSeq, a predicted model, not a curated record
AUGGCUGGCGCAAUUGAAAAUGCCCGUAAAGAAAUCAAACGUCUUUCAUUAGAUGACCAUGCUGAAAGCGAGUAUGGCCAAAUUUACUCUGUUUCUGGUCCUGUUAUUGUCGCUGAAAACAUGAUUGGUUGUGCCAUGUAUGAAUUGGUCAAAGUUGGUCAUGACAAUUUAGUCGGUGAAGUUAUUAGAAUUGAUGGUGAUAAAGCCACUAUUCAAGUUUACGAAGAAACCGCUGGUGUCACUGUCGGGGAUCCUGUUUUAAGAACUGGUAAACCUUUAUCUGUCGAAUUAGGUCCAGGUUUAAUGGAAACAAUUUAUGAUGGUAUUCAAAGACCUUUAAGGGCCAUCAAGGAAAAAUCUCAAUCCAUUUAUAUCCCCAGAGGUAUUGAUGCUCCUGCUUUAUCAAGAUCCGUCGAAUAUUCCUUCACUCCUGGUUCCUUAAAAGUAGGCGACCAUAUCACCGGUGGUGACAUAUUUGGCUCCAUUUAUGAAAACUCUCUUUUAGAUGACCAUAAGAUUCUCUUGCCUCCUCGUGCUAAGGGUACCAUCACCUACAUUGCUGAAGCUGGCUCUUAUAAAGUCGAUGAAACCAUUUUAGAAGUCGAAUUUGAUGGAAACUCCCACUCUUAUUCCAUGAUGCAUACAUGGCCUGUUAGAGCUCCAAGACCCGUCGCUCAAAAGUUGUCCGCAGAUUAUCCUUUAUUAACUGGUCAAAGAGUCUUGGAUGCUUUAUUCCCAUGUGUUCAAGGUGGUACUACAUGUAUUCCAGGUGCCUUUGGUUGUGGAAAAACUGUCAUUUCUCAAUCUUUAUCCAAAUAUUCCAACUCAGAUGUCAUUAUCUACGUCGGUUGUUUUGCUGAAGGUACCGAAGUCUUAAUGGCCGAUGGUUUCGAUAAAAGAGUUGAGGAUAUCAACAUUGGCGAUCAAGUUCUUGGAAAAGAUGGUAAACCAAGAGAUGUCAUUGCUCUCCCAAGAGGUACCGAAACAAUGUACAAAAUCACUCAAUCCAACAAAGACAAAAAUGAAAACACUUAUGGUCUUACUUCAUUUACUUGUAACUCAAAUCAUAGAUUGGUCCUUCAAACUUCUCAAAUUACAACAGUUUCAGAAUCUACCGUCUCUUACUUUGCUCUUGAAAAGGAAUACAAAGAUGGCCGUUUAAUUGACUUGGUCAAAGAAAACAUAAAAUCUUUUGAAAAUCCCCAACAAGCAAAUGACUUUGCCACUUCUAUUGACAGCCAUCCAAUUGAAUGGACUAUCGAAGCCUGUGAUUUCUCUAUUCUUAAUUCAAACGUUCGCAAUGCAACUCAACAACUAAUUGCCCCCAUCUUGCUUGAAAACAACAUAUUACAAUCUUUAGUUGAAAAAUACGAUUUUGAUCAAUCUUUUACUCAAUCCAUUGCUUAUUUACUUGGUCUUUGGAUUGGAAAUGGUCAUCCUUCAAAACCUUCUAUUUCUGUUAACCCUGAUAACCUUCAACUUAUCAACCAUGUUAUUUCAUUAGCCAACUCCCUUGGAUUAUCUAUUACCAUUGAAAAAAGUUCUUUAGAAUGUUACAUUACCUUCUAUAAAAAGAAUUCAUCUAUGAAUACCAACGUUUUCUGGAAUAUCGUUAAAGACCUUGGCUUGAAACAUAAUAAAUCAAUUCCAUUAUUUUUCCGCUCAGAAUCAAUUAAUGUUCGUGAACAAAUUCUUGCUGGUUUAAUAGACUCUAAUGGAACUUUCUCAAAAUCUUAUACAACAAUAUCUACAACAGACUCUUACCUCAGAGAUUCUUUGGUCUCAGUUUCCCGUUCCCUUGGUCUUUCAACUUCUGUUAAUACCAAAAAAGCAAACACCUACAUCAUUAAAUUGCUUAGCUCGGAAGUAUUAAACUCGGUUCUUUCCAAAUCCUGUCUUGCCCAAAGUAAAAUAUCUGCAUCCAAAAACAUUGUUCGUAAACCAGUGGCUUUUGACUUCACCAUUCAAGAACUCGAACAAGCUCCAUACUAUGGUCUUACUCUUUCUGAUGAUUGUGACCAUCAAUUUUUAUUAUCCAAUUUGGCACUUGUUCAUAAUUGUGGUGAGAGAGGUAAUGAAAUGGCUGAAGUUUUAAUGGAGUUCCCUGAACUUUAUACCACAAUUGGUGACCGUAAAGAACCUAUCAUGAAACGUACCACUUUAGUUGCUAAUACCUCUAAUAUGCCUGUUGCUGCUAGAGAAGCCUCCAUCUAUACUGGUAUCACAUUAGCUGAAUAUUUCAGAGAUCAAGGUAAACAUGUUGCUAUGAUUGCCGAUUCUUCCUCUCGUUGGGCUGAAGCUUUAAGAGAAAUUUCUGGUCGUCUUGGUGAAAUGCCUGCUGAUCAAGGUUUCCCUGCUUAUCUUGGUGCUAAAUUAGCUUCUUUCUAUGAAAGAGCCGGUAAAGCCGUUGCUUUAGGUUCUCCUGAAAGACUUGGUUCGGUUUCUAUUGUUGCUGCUGUUUCUCCAGCCGGUGGUGAUUUCUCUGAUCCUGUCACAACAUCAACUUUGGGUAUCACUCAAGUUUUCUGGGGUUUAGAUAAAAAAUUAGCACAAAGAAAACAUUUUCCAUCAAUCAAUACUUCAAUUUCAUAUUCCAAAUAUACUAAUGUUUUAAACAAAUAUUAUGACACAAACUAUCCAGAAUUCCCUGUUUUGAGAGACAGAAUUAAAGAAAUUUUAUCAAAUGCUGAAGAAUUAGAACAAGUCGUUCAAUUAGUUGGUAAAUCCGCUUUGUCUGAUUCUGAUAAAAUUGUUUUGGAUGUUUCAACAUUGAUUAAAGAAGAUUUCUUGCAACAGAACGGUUACUCCACAUAUGAUGCAUUUUGUCCAAUUUGGAAAACAUAUGAUAUGAUGAAGUCGUUUGUCACUUACUUUGACGAAGCUCAAAAGGGUGUUUCCAGUGGUGUUAAUUGGGCUAAAUUAACUGAGGCUACUACUGGUGCAAGACAUAAAGUUUCUUCCGCUAAAUUCUUUGAACCAAAACUUGGAGAAGAAGCAGGAAGAGCUGAGUUUGAAAAAUUACAAUCUUAUUUAGUCGAUUCUUUUGCUGAAGCCAGCGAGUGA